This is a messenger RNA of Striga asiatica, 1710 nucleotides long. The record is from the annotation of a GenBank genome assembly. NCBI's taxonomy places the organism in Eukaryota, Viridiplantae, Streptophyta, Magnoliopsida, Lamiales, Orobanchaceae.
AUGCUACCGCCUCGCCGGAGGUGGAGUCUGAUGGAGAAGGAGAUGAUGAUCUUGAAUUGCUGCGGAGACGAUUAUGAGACCCUUGGAGCUAUUCAACGCCGUUUUUCUGCUUACAGUGAAGAUGGCAUGGAACACAACAUGGAUGACCUCUUACAUAGACCUGCUCAGGUUAGUUCUAUUAUCAUAGACUCAGAAAAUGAAGUUUUCAAUAGCUUUGUUGAUAAAACUAAUGUUGGAGAAGGUUUUUUCAACUGUGUAGAUGCAAGUGUGCCCACUAGCAAGAAAGCACAGCCUGCUGAUUUAGUUGAAUCGGAUGGGCCUGAUACUGAAGAUGUGGCUAGGAUGAUACAAGUGGAAGCCAGAGUUGAAGAACUCAGUAAACUGAUGGAACGUGUGAAAAUCCUCAAAGACUUUCAGAUUGCUUGCAAAAAGAGAACUGGGAGAGCCUUGUCGCAGAAAAAAGAUGCUCGCGUGCAGUUAAUUUCGGUGCCGAAACUAAGGGCAAAUGCAAAGUUCAAUGACAAGAAUCUCCCUACUGGGCCUCCAGAAAACGCACACGUUGCUUACUAUAAGGAGGCAUUGACAAGAUUUGCAAUCAAUGUUAGUAGGGAGAAUUGGUCAAAGGAAGAAAAAGAAAAUCUUAUAAAGGGUGUGAAACAACAGUUUCAGGAAAUGUUUCUUCAGCAAUCUGUUGAUCUCCUCAGCAUUGACAGCUUUCUCGUAUCUAUUAGAGAUACUGACAUAACACCUGAUCACGAUCGAAGACAAACCCAUUUUGCGAGUCUCAAUGCUUCUAUACUCAAAAGAGAGUGGACCAAGGAAGAAGAUGGCCAGCUUCGGACAGCUGGACGAACAGGUACCCAAUGCUCUAACAGAUGGUUGAAGGCACUUCACCCUGCUAGAAAAGUUGAGAAAUGGACUGAAGAGGAGGACAUGUGGGUGCAGUGCAGAGAAAGAUGGGUCAAUUCCUUGGAUCCUUUUCUGAGUAUGGCCCAAUGGACCGAAGAAGAAGAUAAAAUUUUAGAAAUGGUUGUUGCAGAGCAUGGCUAUUGCUGGUCCAAGUCAGUGUUUGAGGAGAUGGAAGGUGUUGUUUCCAGAUCAAAAAGACCUGCCCUUGGACCCAAUGACUUUGUUAUGCCAGAAGCAUAUUGUGUUACUGCAUCAAAAAAUAUUGACCCUUCUAAUAGAAAGAGGAGACGAUCAUCAAAGGAUGCUGUUUCGGGUGACAUUUGCUCAGAAAAAGUUUCGAAGUUAAGUGACAGCAGUGAGGUUGAGAAUAAUUUGCAAGGUGGAUCAGUUCCUAGGAAAAGAAGGUCUAAGAGUACUUGUUCCAAUGAUGGUAUUAUCAAGAAGAAACUUCGGCCACAUAAAAAAAAAUUGAGUUUGGUUUCAGGGUCUGUUGAUGAACCACACAGAAACGAAGAUGAACAUACUAACUCAACAGAAGAAUGUUUAUUGCCAGAUUAUGAUUAUCCAGAUUUGCAGCUUGAAACUAUGAAUCCAGAGCUCGGUGUCAAAAAGGCUGCUAAGCUGCAAUGUAGGAGAAGACAUUAUCCCGUUGCAACAAUUGAGACAGCUGGAGAGGGCUCUACCACCACAACCUCAAAGAUGGAAAUGGAAAAGAUUUGUCACACCAAUGAAACAAACGAUCGUCAACCGUCACCUUUGUUGGGCUCGAUGUUGCUCACGGAGGCUGUUUCCAGAAUCUGA